Amblyraja radiata (thorny skate) is the source of this 1053-nucleotide messenger RNA. RefSeq names its product immunoglobulin lambda-1 light chain-like. The transcript has 6 exons. Gene Ontology annotation, molecular function: peptide antigen binding. Bases 1 to 1053 code for a protein of 350 amino acids. The record is from RefSeq and is a predicted model, not a curated record. NCBI's taxonomy places the organism in Eukaryota, Metazoa, Chordata, Chondrichthyes, Rajiformes, Rajidae.
AUGGGAAUCCUCCUGUUUUUUGUGCUGUCACUCUGCUUACGCCACUCCUCCAGUCAGUCAGUGACCCAGAGCCCGAAUGCGGUGACUGGAAAACAGUGUCAGUCCGUCACCAUCACCUGCCUUUUCCAAGAAGGUUCCAUUGGCAGGUACGAAUAUAAUGUAGGACGUUUCUUCAAGCAAGCGCAACCCGGUGCUAAACGGCAACCGAUCACAACAGGUGGACGGUUUGUUGUGUCGUCCAAUAAAGCGGAAAAUACAUUUACGGUGAAAAUUAUUCGUUUGAGAGUUGAGGACAUGGCCACAUAUAACUGUCAAGCUGAGUACAAGCGGGGCACUGUGGACUAUUGGGACACCUACUGUCAGGAUGGGACGGGGACGACGGGGACUGUCACAGCCGAUUCAAUUUCCGCGUGUUUCCAGAGUCCGCCUCAACAAUCCUCUCUUUCUGGUGACACUGCCACCCUUAACUGCGUAUAUUCCGGAUUCUGCUCGUACACAGUACACUGGUACCGGCAGUUCCCAGGGCAGGCUCUGGAAUCCCUGCUCCAAACACAUACUUCAGGAAAGCAAGAUGAGGAAGAGGCUGCCGAAGGUCGUAUUUCCGGUUCUCUCGAUCCUGCCCAGAAAAUCAGUCAGUUAACGCUACCCGAAGUACUGCCGAGUGGAAUAGUGGAGUGCGCCAUCUGGCGGCUCCGUGCACAAUUGCAUGCGGUGUGUUUUUGUGCGUAUCCGCCGUGUUUCUUCAGCAACGUGGAGUCCAUUGCACAAAGAUACGUGGCGGAGUCGAUAAUCCCGGACGCGCGGAUGAUUAACUGGGUGGUUUUUGCAGCCUUAUUGUACGUGGAAGAGAAUCGUAACAAGCUCCAAGAAAUAAAUUUGGAGACGGAAAUACUAACCGAGCAGCGAUGUAACGACGAAGAACGGAGCGAUGAAGAUCCGCAUGAUGUUUCCUUGUCCACAGGCCAGGAAACCCACAGUCGGAGCACAAUUGUUGGAGCUUCACCCCCCCGGUCCCCGAUGAAAGGUCCAAAUACGAGCAGCCACCCGCCGUAA